Molecule: messenger RNA, 925 nt
Organism: Lobosporangium transversale
Lineage: Eukaryota; Fungi; Mortierellomycota; Mortierellomycetes; Mortierellales; Mortierellaceae
Exons: 2
Coding region: 54-617 (187 amino acids)
Source: RefSeq, a predicted model, not a curated record
AGCACAUUUAAUUCUGCCUCCCUCAAGUCUACCUUAUCUCAAGACUACAUCUAAUGAAUAGUAUGCACCAAGUCACCGUCUUAUUGAUUGCGAUCCUUGCGAUCAUCAGUGUUGCCAUCGCGGAGCCUUUGCUUCCCAAUGGCUACUACCGCAUUUUCAAAGGAAUUCAGCAUGUACCCUCACAAAACCGCUACUUCACAGCUUACCCAAAUGCUAGAGCUGGCUCCGUGAGGACUGAGCCCAAAGAUGAAGCUAAACUUCAAGUGUGGCGACUUCGCAACCAUAGCAAAGGGCAGGUGUCUCUUCAAAUUUAUGACAAGAACGCAGAUAAGAGAAAAUACCUCUCGGAAGGAAGAUCUGGGGCUCUUCCAGGAGCAUCUCUUGGUGUUACUGAAAAGGCACAAAGGUGGUUUAUUACUAAGAUUGCAGGUGGUCCUUUCACCAGAUACAUUCUCACACAUCCGAGAAAGUUCCGCAAUCAGACACUUAUUGUCAGCGAGAGCUACCCCUAUGGGGAGGAUGAUGACAAAAUAAACUGGGUUGCUUUCAGGUAUCAAGGCCAGUCGAACCACACCCAGGCCUGGAAGUUUGCAAGAGUCUACCCCGAGGACGAGUAGACAGUUGAGGAUUCAGGCCAAGCUCGUAGCUCAGCUUUGAAGACAAUACUUUCCUCAGCACAAAAACUUGUAACCUAUUUCUAUUAAAAAAGAUAAAAGAUAAAAGAAAAACCUUGUUGAGAUAAGAUACGUGCCCGGCCCUACACAACGCAAAAGCUAAGCAGCAAAUAGAGAAAACCACACGAGUAGAGGGAUGAUGGUGCAGGCCAAAAUAGCCGACCUAUUUUGUGGCUCCUGUGAGGCUAUUUGGCUUGAGCAAUGUCAAUGGGAAAAGAUACUGGAACAUUCCUUUUUAUUAGACAUGUAUU